This is a messenger RNA of Haliaeetus leucocephalus (bald eagle), 2283 nucleotides long. RefSeq names its product chloride channel, voltage-sensitive 4 (gene CLCN4). The transcript is spliced from 11 exons. Gene Ontology annotation, cellular component: synaptic vesicle; early endosome; Golgi apparatus. NCBI's taxonomy places the organism in Eukaryota, Metazoa, Chordata, Aves, Accipitriformes, Accipitridae. Gene Ontology annotation, biological process: chloride transport; transmembrane transport. Gene Ontology annotation, molecular function: voltage-gated chloride channel activity. The record is from RefSeq and is a predicted model, not a curated record. Bases 1 to 2283 code for a protein of 760 amino acids.
AUGGUCAAUGCAGGAGACAUGAAUGGUUCUGGCAACCUGAUGGAUUUUCUGGAUGAACCUUUCCCUGAUGUUGGAACUUACGAAGAUUUCCACACCAUUGACUGGCUGAGGGAGAAAUCGCGUGACACUGACCGCCAUAGAAAGAUUACAAGCAAAAGUAAGGAAUCCAUAUGGGAGUUCAUCAAGAGUUUGCUGGAUGCCUGGUCAGGAUGGGUUGUAAUGCUUCUCAUAGGACUACUGGCAGGCACGUUAGCUGGAGUGAUAGAUUUAGCUGUGGAUUGGAUGACAGACCUGAAAGAGGGUGUCUGCCUGUCUGCCUUCUGGUACAGUCACGAGCAGUGCUGCUGGACGUCUAAUGAAACUACAUUCGAUGACAGGGACAAAUGUCCCCAGUGGCAGAAAUGGUCUGAACUUCUUGUAAGCCAGUCUGAGGGUGCAAGUGCUUACAUUCUAAACUAUUUUCUAUACAUUAUGUGGGCUCUAUGUUUUGCUUUCCUGGCAGUCUCCCUGGUCAGAGUGUUUGCUCCCUAUGCCUGUGGCUCUGGAAUCCCAGAGAUAAAAACCAUCUUGAGUGGGUUCAUUAUUAGGGGCUACCUGGGAAAGUGGACACUUUUAAUCAAAACAGUCACCUUGGUUCUGGUGGUAUCUUCAGGCCUCAGCCUUGGGAAAGAGGGGCCGUUAGUCCACGUGGCCUGUUGCUGCGGAAACUUCUUCAGCAGCCUUUUCUCAAAGUACAGCAAGAAUGAAGGAAAGAGAAGAGAGGUGCUUUCAGCUGCAGCUGCCGCAGGAGUUUCUGUUGCCUUUGGGGCUCCAAUUGGAGGCGUGCUUUUUAGUCUGGAAGAGGUCAGCUACUACUUUCCCCUGAAAACCCUCUGGAGGUCAUUUUUUGCUGCUCUCGUGGCUGCCUUCACGCUGAGGUCCAUCAAUCCUUUUGGAAACAGCCGGCUGGUCCUGUUCUAUGUGGAGUACCACACCCCCUGGUACAUGGCCGAGCUCUUCCCCUUUAUCCUGCUCGGCGUCUUCGGCGGCCUCUGGGGGACCCUCUUUAUCCGAUGCAACAUUGCCUGGUGCAGGAGGCGAAAAACUACCAGACUCGGGAAAUACCCAGUCCUGGAGGUCAUAGUGAUAACAGCUAUCACUGCCAUCAUCGCCUACCCCAACCCCUACACCCGGAGGAGCACCAGCGAGCUGAUCUCAGAGCUCUUCAAUGACUGUGGUGCCCUGGAGUCCUCGCAGCUCUGCGACUAUAUCAAUGACCCAAACAUGACCCGGCCGGUGGACGACAUUCCCGACAGACCUGCCGGCCCCGGAGUCUACACUGCCAUGUGGCAGCUGGCCUUGGCUUUGGUGUUUAAAAUUGUCAUCACGAUAUUCACUUUCGGCAUGAAGAUCCCUUCAGGCCUCUUCAUUCCCAGCAUGGCUGUUGGAGCCAUGGCUGGCAGGAUGGUUGGGAUCGGAGUAGAGCAACUGGCAUAUCACCAUCAUGACUGGAUCAUCUUCAGGAACUGGUGCAGACCUGGGGCAGACUGCGUCACACCAGGACUUUAUGCUAUGGUCGGAGCGGCAGCUUGCUUGGGUGGUGUUACCCGAAUGACAGUCUCUCUGGUGGUGAUUAUGUUUGAGCUAACUGGAGGCCUGGAGUACAUCGUACCUCUUAUGGCUGCAGCUGUCACAAGCAAGUGGGUGGCAGAUGCCUUUGGGAAAGAAGGGAUCUAUGAAGCUCACAUUCAUCUGAACGGCUACCCAUUUCUGGAUGUGAAGGAUGAAUUCACCCACCGAACCCUGGCAACUGACGUCAUGAGACCAAGGCGUGGUGAAGCUCCUCUCUCUGUUCUAACGCAGGACAGCAUGACGGUGGAGGAUGUCGAGACACUAAUCAAGGAGACUGACUACAACGGCUUUCCAGUAGUGGUUUCGAAAGACUCGGAGAGACUUAUUGGAUUUGCGCAGAGACGAGAGCUGAUUCUUGCAAUAAAGAAUGCAAGACAGCGUCAGGAUGGGGUGGUGAGCAACUCCAUUGUGUACUUCACCGAAGACCCCCCAGAACUGCCACCCAACAGUCCCCAUCCACUGAAGCUGCGGCGUAUUCUCAACCUGAGCCCUUUCACUGUCACUGACCACACGCCAAUGGAGACCGUGGUAGAUAUUUUCCGGAAACUCGGACUCCGGCAGUGUCUUGUCACUCGCAGUGGGAGGCUGCUGGGUAUCAUAACUAAAAAGGAUGUAUUAAGACAUAUGGCUCAAAUGGCAAACCAAGACCCUGAAUCUAUCAUGUUUAACUAG